Dreissena polymorpha is the source of this 3828-nucleotide messenger RNA. Its product is annotated as helicase with zinc finger domain 2-like. Lineage: Eukaryota; Metazoa; Mollusca; Bivalvia; Myida; Dreissenidae. The coding region runs from base 116 to 1330 and encodes 404 amino acids. The record is from RefSeq and is a predicted model, not a curated record. Gene Ontology annotation, molecular function: 5'-3' DNA helicase activity. The transcript has 6 exons.
CGAGUAUGAUCUUAGAAGCGUUUCUUUGCAUCAUAUAAUUCGUCAAAAUGGAAAGCCACAUGCUGCUGACAUAAAGGAGUUUGAUGAAUAUUUUAAAGACAAUUGUUAUACACCAAUGCCAGAAACAGUAAAAGUAUACCGGGACUUGAUUCAUUCUGCCAGUGAGAAAGAGAUUACAGAAUACAACGUGAUUCUUUGCACCACAGAUGUUGCGACUAACUCUAGGCUACUUAAAGCACUACAAAUACAACAGAUUAUCGUGGAUGAAGCCGGCAUGUGUCAUGAACCAAAAUGUUUGGUUCCUAUUAUUGCUUCAAAGGCUGAACAAGUUGUCCUCAUUGGUGACCACAUGCAGCUGCGACCUAUCAUUAAAUGCAAAGAGGCAGCUGAACUUGGAAUGGACACGUCUCUGUUUGAAAGAUAUGCGCUCAUGGAUGAUUCCGAGAACCUUAAAACUAACGUGAACUGUACAAUGUUGGAAAAGCAGUAUAGAAUGCAUCCGCGAAUAUGUGACCUGCCAUCAGAGUUGUUUUAUGAGGGCAGGCUUCAGACUGCCAGAAAAAUUGGCAGAGAUCAGCCUUUGCCGAUUUGGCCAGAGCACGAAACGCUUGGUACAAUUCCUCGGGUAUUCGUGCAUCUUGUGGGAAAUGAAGAAAUGCUCACAGUUUUGACCGAAGACGGCAAUGAAAUGUCGAAAAGUAAUGCUGUAGAGGUGGAUUAUGUCGUUGGAUUGUAUAGAAACUUGAUCACACAAUGUGAAUCAGUUUUCAUAUUGUCACAGUACAACGCACAAUGUGCGGAAAUAAAGAGGAAGUUACGAGAAAUGAAUCUACGCGAUGAGGAUGUGAGCACAGUGGUUUCAAGUCAAGGUGGGGAGUGGGAUUACGUGAUCUUCAGUACUGUACGAUCCUUGCCCAAGUACAAAAUUGAGAAGAAACCCACAUUGGGCUGGUGCAAAUACAAUCUGGGUUUUAUUACCGAUCAGAACCAGGUCAACGUCGCCAUAACAAGAGCCAAGAAGGGUCUCGUCAUCGUUGGGAACAAACAUCUGCUACGGUGUGACAAGACUUGGAAUACAAUUCUUGAAGACUAUGAACACUACGGCUGCGUAAAAACGCCGAUGGAAUUCCCGCCACCAAACACGAGGUUGACCAGACAGGAAAUAAUGGCCCGUGCGCGUGCGCAAAGCUACAGAAGAUACGGCGAGACCAUUUAUGAACGCGGGGAGGCCACCUCAUACGUUGGACCUGUCGAUGAAAGACCAACAUUGCGAAUUCGAAAUCGAGGUUGUGCUUCUGCGAGACAAGGCGAUCGAUAUAGACCAUCCUAAAAUUAGAGCUGGUACGUAAUGGAAAUUGUAACAUAAAAAAGUUUAUGAAGUGUUGUCGUGGAUUUUUAAUAUAUUUACAUAUUGCUUAAGGGGACCUUUUCACGUUUUGGUAAAUUGACAAGAUUAAACAAAAAUUGUGUUAGAUUCGCAAAUUUUCGUUGUAUUUAUGGUAUUUGUGAGAAAAAAAAUAAUACUGGACAUUUACAAUGCUUAAAAAUAUCCAUUAUAUACAUCUUUUGCGAUUUAAAAAUCUGAAAAUUAUCAAGCGUUGCAACGCAAAGCGAUUGAAUAAUUUGGAGAGAUCUGUUGUUGUCGUAAUAUUUCAUGACACUACGAUUAUUUAAAGUAUAAAAUAUAGUCCUUGCUGUAUGACCACGGAUGGCCGAGUGGUCUAAGCGGGGUCAGUGGUUCGAGCCCAGUUGAGGGUUAACUUUUUUCUUUUCUUUUAUUCUUGUUUUUACUGGAGCUUUUUAGAUCCAACAUUAUCAUUUAUCAAUUUGAAGCAUUUAAAGACAAACUUAAAUACCUGUCAAAAUCUUUGAAAAGGUCCCUUGAAAGUAAAUGACAAUAUGCAGAGUGUUUGUAACGUAUUUGUAUUACGGUUUUCGUGAGUUAUUGCUGUAUAAAGAAGUUGAAUGUUGUAUUGUUAUACCAUGAGUUGCCAUACCACUUCAAGUUUGCAGAGUUACUUACUUUUCUGUGGGUUUCGCUCUACAUACAAUUUGCGUUGAAUCUCUCAAACAAUAUGGUAAUAACUCUACCAUAUGUGUUUUUGUAUGUUCAUCUAUUGUUCUGGUAUAUACAGAACUGUGGAGGAUAAUAUUUUUUCAUUUCAUCAGGUAAUAAUUAUCAAGUUGUUUAAUUAAGUUUGUGUGUAAAGUUUGUGUUAAGUCUACGAGUAAUGUGCUAUAUAAAUGUUUGUCUAGAGGUAUUGUUUAUUGAAUGUUUUUCUUCGUUGUUUUUACAAUCCUUUUAACGUUUUCACAUCCUUCUUAAAAUUCGCUGAACAUGAUUUUAUAACUUCAUUUCAAUUCAUAACAUAUCAUAAACAAGCUAUUUUGAACACUAUUAUCAGAAGUUGUGUUAUUGAUAGUUGCAAUCGAAGUGUUUUACGCGACAAAUUUACGCAUACUUAAAAUGCGUUGCUAUUAUAAAUGUCAACGGUAGUGGAAACUGUGGUUAAUGACGUUAAUGAUUUUCUGAAAAUUAUAAUCUUUGAAACUGAUGGUCUUCAUACAAUAUAUAGAUAAAUACAUUAAUGAUAAAUUCACCAUUGAGUAAAAAACGUCACUAAAAAUACGACCUGACACCAUUAUGGACAUCUAUGGGUGAGUAUAACGUAACAGCGAGGUGCCACUGAUAAUUAAUCUGAAAAUAAUAAUGUUUUUUCUACAACUCAACACAUUGUAUUAAAGUAUGUUUUGACUUUUUUUACAAUAUUUGCCUUGGUACCUUGCCUUAAAUAAAGGACCAACUAAUUGUUUUUAAUGAAAAUUCAAUACUGCUCCAGCAGCUGGAGUUUCACUUCUUUAUAUUGGUAUGUCUUUUUUGAUUGUCGACUAGCGACUCGUGUGGUUGCUGUCCAUGCUGGCUGCUUAUUCUGCGAUCUCAGUUCUUACAAGUGUGUUCGCCAUGCAUAUAUUAUGAAACUAUAUUUGUAACGCUUUAACUGGGCGUGAAGCUAGGUUUUGCUACAGUUUAUGCAUGAAGGAACAUUUGCACCUUUGCGUACAUAUCAUAGUUACGUGUUUAUGUUUUAUUUGCUAUAGUAUUUUUUUCUACAAAGUUAUGCUUUCACGUAUAAAAUAUAUGUGUGUGUGUGUAUUAUUUUCUUUAAGAUUUGAUUGUCUACACAUUUAUGCGUUCACGUAUAUAUUAAACGUGUUUAUGUCUUUAUUAUAUUGGUUUGGAUGUGUGUAAUGUUUUGUUGUCAUUGUAAAAUACCUUUAAUAAUAUGCCACUUGCACUAAAUUAAGGACGACGUGUUUUAAAAAGAUGUAUUCGCUGUUGGUGCAAAUGAAGUGCCACUUUGUUCACAUUUGAUAUUAUAUUUUUACGUGAUAUGUAAACUUAUGUUGAUAUGAUUUGUUGACAUGUUGUGUGUUUUAAUGUAUGCAGAAACUAAGAUCGUCUUUAAAAAAAAAACAAUUUGCGUUGAAAUUAAUUUGUAGAUGGUAUACUUUUUAUAAAGUACAAAAGGAACACAAUAAUCAGCAUCGAGAUUUCUCGAACCCUAUAUUACAAUAUAUAUAAAUGCGUGCCAUUAGUAUUGAAAAUAUUGUAUUCAUUGCGCAAGCAUGAGUAAAUGUAACGUGAAUAAACAGUUUCACGCGACUUCUUUUACUUCAUGUAUUAAUUGCAAAAAAAAGAUGUUAAAACAACGCUUUUCAAAAGAAAUAAUAUCAACUGGAGAUUUUGACAGAUACGUGAAAUUAUAACAAGAUGCAACCGCAAUUCCAAUAUAAAUGAAUAUUACCAGUAAGAUUAUAUAAUUUCAA